AUGCAGGUUGCCUGGUUGUAUAAUAUUCGUGGGACUGAUGUGUCCUAUUGUCCAGUCGUUCAUGCAUUUGCUAUAGUAACAUCCAAUUCAGCUUUCCUUUAUGUGGACAAGAAGAAGGUGUCUGCUGAGGCGAACCAUUAUAUGGAGGAGAAUGGAAUUGAUGUUCGAGAUUACAUUGCUGUGAGCUCAGAUGCAGUAUUGCUUGCAUCUGAUCAGCUCGACUCAACAUCUAAAGUGAAAGGAACUCUGGCUAAAGUUACAAAGACUGACACCGCCAUGGGAGAUGGUAUAACGGAAGCAGAAGGAAAUAAUAUUGACCGUAUAUGGAUUGACUCUGGUUCAUGCUGCUAUACUUUAUUUUCAAAAUUGAAUUCUGAGAAGGUGCUCAUGCAACAAUCUCCUUUGGCCCUUGCAAAAGCUCUAAAGAAUCCGGUUGAGUUGGAUGGCUUAAAGAAGGCACACAUUCGGGAUGGUGCUGCUGUUGUGCAAUAUCUUGUCUGGUUAGAUAAGCAGCAUCCGCCAAAAAUAUUUGAACCUGAUGCCAAAUCUUGUCUUGAACAUGCAGAUGCAGGAGUUAUAUGGGGCUUCAGGGUAUUUCUUGGAGGGGCAAAGGAAGCUAUGAAACUGACAGAGGUAACUGUAAGUGAUAAGCUGGAGGGUUUCCGAGCAUCCAAAGAGAAGAGUAGUGCUUUAUCACCUGUUCCCAGGGUCUUCACUUGGAAGCUAGAGAUUAAUAUUUUCUUGAUUGUGGUUUCUGUGUCAUUUUUGAUAAUUGUGGAUGGAGGAAGAGGGUUAAGUUUCCCAACAAUUUCAUCAGUUGGUCCAAAUGCAGCAAUCAUCCAUUAUUCUCCACAGGCUGAAACAUGUGCAGAGCUCAAUCCAGACAACAUCUAUCUGUUUGAUUCUGGAGCACAGCUGCUUAAUGAUGUCUUAUUUUCCUUCGAUAUUGUUUAUGGCAUGAAGUAUCUGGAUGGAACAACUGACAUAACUCGCACAGUCCAUUUUGGGAAACCAUCAGCGCAUGAAAAAGCAUGCUACACUGCAGUCCUCAAGGGUCAUAUUGCUUUGGGUAAUGCUUGUUUUCCUAAUGGAACCAACGGUCAUGCCCUUGACAUUCUUGCUCGAAUUCCUUUAUGGAAGGAUGGUCUUGAUUAUCGACAUGGCACUGGUCAUGGAAUUGGAUCAUACCUAAAUGUACACGAAGGACCUCAUUUAAUUAGUUUCAGACCACAUGCUCGUAAUGUGCCACUGCAAGCUUCCAUGACUGUAACGGAUGAACCUGGAUACUACGAGGAUGGGAACUUUGGAAUAAGAUUGGAGAAUGUGCUUAUAGUCAACAAGGCUGGUACAAAGUUCAAUUUUGGUGACAAGGGCUACUUAUCAUUCGAGCAUAUAACAUGGGCACCAUAUCAAACAAAGUUGAUUGACUUGAGCCUAUUAGUUCCUGAAGAGAUAAAUUGGCUGAAUACCUACCAUGCGAGAUGUAGGGAUAUUUUGGCCUCGCAUUUGGAUGAAUCUGAGAUGGCAUGGCUGAAUAAAGCUACCGAACCCAGUGGCCAUGCAAUCAUCGGCACUCCAUUAACUCUGCUCUCUAGGGCUGAGCUCCAACCACAAUGUGACAAAAAUCCACCCAAUGACGGAUUGUUUCAAGAUCUCAGCUUGUGGGGCUUGCAAUGGGACAUCUAA
Dovyalis caffra is the source of this 1686-nucleotide messenger RNA. The record is from the annotation of a GenBank genome assembly. NCBI's taxonomy places the organism in Eukaryota, Viridiplantae, Streptophyta, Magnoliopsida, Malpighiales, Salicaceae.